Messenger RNA from Mandrillus leucophaeus (drill), 1854 nucleotides. RefSeq names its product emerin (gene EMD). Bases 1 to 1641 code for a protein of 546 amino acids. The transcript is spliced from 11 exons. The record is from RefSeq and is a predicted model, not a curated record. Gene Ontology annotation, cellular component: nuclear envelope. Lineage: Eukaryota; Metazoa; Chordata; Mammalia; Primates; Cercopithecidae.
AUGAUAGCAGGGUAUGAUUACUGCCAGAAGCCCUGGGCCCAGAGGAAGGGCAGAGGGCAGACCCAGCCCACAGAUGACGCGAAACCCGGGCUCCGGGGUGGGUCGCUGGGCCCUGGAGUGGGCAAGGAUGCUCCCAGCCCCGCGGCCUCGCGUUGGCGCUGCAGGAAACGCGCCCCAGAGCGAGGAAAGGCUGAGCAGUAUCUGGCGCGGGACUGCUUGGCCUGCAGCCGGCGCGCCUUACAAGGGACUUUCCUUCCCCAGGGCUCCUGCGAGGGGUGGGGGCCUAGGGUUCCCGGGCGGCAUCCCGGUCCGCCGCCCCGGCAGCGGCGGGAAGGGGCCAACCCUAAGAGCGAACCCCUGGAGAGCGGCGGCCCCGGACCAGGCACUGCCGAGGGCCCUUUACCCUCUGACGACUGCAAAUCCCACCCUACCCUUGACGGGAAACUCUCUGAGCCUGUCCAGGUCAUCAACCCCAGGGACCAGAUGGAGGCUCUGCUGCUCAGGAGCCUGCCUGGCUUCCAGUGGUCUGGAGUGGACUUAGGCUCCAGCCCAUAUCUGAUCAAGGCCCUGGGAAUCCUAGCCACAGUUCAGGCUCCUGAGCAGGCCUUGGCAGCCUUCCAUAGCUCAUCACCGACGUCUGCCCCCUGCCUAGACAUGCUGCGCUCAGGGACUAUUCCGACAGGAGAGGACGCCCCGCUGCAGCUCCCCCCAGUGCCCCGGGUGAAUGAACGGCAUGAAGGAUUAGGCGGGCACACGUUGUCUCUGUACGCAUCGCACGGCGCCCUCUGCCUGCGCCCACUGGCGUGCCCGUCGGCAUGCCCGGGCCCCUUCGAAGGCUGCUUGCUUCUGGAGUGCCAGCGGCCUCCUGGCCCAGUGCCCCAUUUCCUCCCGGGUAGAGUGAGGGAGGAGGAAGGGAAGCAGAGAGGACCGCCCCGUGUCCGGCCAGGAUCAACUCGUAGGCUUUACGAGCAGAAGAUCUUCGAGUAUGAGACCCAGAGGCGGCGGCUCUCGCCCCCCGGCUCGUCCGCUGCCUCCUCUUAUCGCUUCUCUGACUUGAAUUCGACGUCAGGGGAUUCAGAUAUGUAUGAUCUUCCCAAGAAAGAGGACUCCUUACUCUACCAGAGCAAGGGCUACAAUGACGACUACUAUGAAGAGAGCUACUUCACUACCAGGACUUAUGGGGAGCCCGAGUCUGCGGGCCCGUCCAGGGGCUUCCGCCAGUCUGUGACUUCACUCCCAGAUGCUGACACUUUCCACCACCAGGUGCGUGAUGACGACCUUUUGUCGUCUUCUGAAGAGGAGUGCAAGGAUAGGGAACGCCCCAUGUACGGCCGGGACAGUGCCUACCAGAGCAUCGCGCACUACCGCCCUGUUUCAGCCUCCAGGAGCUCCCUGGACCUGUCCUAUUAUCCUACUUCCUCCUCCACCUCUUCUAUGUCCUCCUCAUCAUCUUCCUCUUCAUGGCUCACCCGCCGUGCCAUCCGGCCUGAAAACCAUGCUCCUGGGGCUGGGCUGGGCCAGGAUCACCAGGUCCCGCUCUGGGGCCAGCUGCUGCUUUUCCUGGUCUUUGUGAUCGUCCUCUUUUUCAUUUACUACUUCAUGCAGGCUGAGGAAGGCAACCCUUUCCAGAGGGAGCCAUGAGGGUCUGGGCUUCAGAGCCAGGUCUUCUGGGGAAGUCCUAGCUGACUGCCUUAGCAGUGGGGGUGGGGGUGGGUGUGGGGGCAGGGGCAGGGGCAGGGGCAGGGGCUUUUAUGUGUUCUUGCUUGGGGGGCGCUGGGCCUAGCCCAGAGUAGUGCUUGCUCCCCCUGCCUUGUCCCACCAGGGAGGCAGCAGAUUCAGGCCCUCCAUGGGGGC